AGUGUAUUUCCAGUAAUCACUGACGACUCUGCACAUCGCGCCCGUCGUAACAGUACCUACCGGUACUCCUACCUGUGGACACCAACUUCCCACUACAGCAGCUGCUAUUCUAACGGGGAUUGAUGGCAGGUACGGUGGGAGUGGCUAUAUUACCCCUCACAGUGGAUUCCUUCAGUAGACUAGAACUUCAACUCUACAACAUUAAUACAAUCCCCUUGGCAAUCCAAACAUUUAUCAAUACCGAGUUCAUUUUUCCUCUAUCGUAGUAGUCAUUAAACAAGUGGAGGCCUUUGGCGCCGGCUAGCUCACCACCCUCGUUCCUAGCAGUGCUAUCACAUCUAAGGAGCAAUUUAGGUAGGGGAGGGGUAAACCGCUUUAUUCAGGUCUAACCAGCUUACCUCAUCAUUUGUGGCGGUCAGAGUCCCAUCUCCGUCAUAUUUGUCUCAUCCCCUAAUCGUUCCCUUCAAUUCCCAUGCCAUUCCGAAAACUCUUUCCUAUCGCCUCGACCACGUCCUGAAAGCAUAUUCUCCUUACUAUGCAAUAUCAGCAUCGGUCUCUUCUACUAUAUAUCUAGUCUUAGAGCCGACACUAAGCCGACGAUAUGACAUCCCAAGCCUCCAAGUCGAUCACUGGGGACGAUAUGAGGGCCGCGGCUAAGGCCGAACAGUUUUAGCUCUAACAUGGGGCGAGUGGAAACCUGGAGGUGGGAAUUGUUGGAUUGGGGCGGCGCAUAGAGAACCGGGAACCACGAAUAUGUCUAGGUACAGGUUAUGUGAUGGGUCUCAUUCCGUCUGCGGCGGAACCCGGUGAUAUUAUUGUCCGUUUCUGGAAUUGCGACGCCGCGGUCGUGAUGAGACCUCUGAAAACGAUCCCGACUGACCCUAAAACGCCGGUUUCUUGGAGUCUUAUUGGCAGAGCACAUGUAGCUGAGGCCUAUAAUCGAAGAUCGACGCCUGGCUAUGACGUGCGUGCAGAACAAUGCCUUCGAGGAAAAGCUGAAUCUGGACUUUCGGAGGAGUUGCCUGGUCAUUUCGGCGCCGUAUAUGUCAACUUUGACUUGCCCACUUUGCAGAAAGUCACUGCAUGCAUCACCACGUAAGACUUGUGAUAUUCUAUUAGAGCGCCGCCCAAAUACAAGGUUAUGGAUAAGGGAUGGUGAUAGCAGGUGCACGUUGAGCUGCACCUCCGUGUUGGGAGAGAAAUGACACGGUCAAAACCGAAGGCGGCUGGAGGCCAUUCUAGAAUAGCUCUAGCACAAUCAUUGUAUUAAAGGCUCUACUAUACAGAUUAAAGGGCUUAGCAAUAGCUUUAAAUUACCAGAAAUCCUCUAAGGGCCUCUAGGGCCAUAGUCUCUCCUCUUG
Xylaria bambusicola is the source of this 1361-nucleotide messenger RNA. RefSeq lists its product as uncharacterized. The coding region runs from base 776 to 1099 and encodes 107 amino acids. The record is from RefSeq and is a predicted model, not a curated record. The transcript has a single exon. Lineage: Eukaryota; Fungi; Ascomycota; Sordariomycetes; Xylariales; Xylariaceae.